AUACUGUGUGAGGAACUUGAAAGUGUUUGCCAAGUUGAUUUGACCAAUAAUAUUAUGCCAACAGUGAAAACACCCUCUCUGAAGCAUAUAAAAGCAGCCUGUCACCGGUCUCCUUCCCAUCUAACGGUGCAGAUCAGCUCAGCUCCUGUGACAGACAGAGACUCUGACGCCAACAUGCUCUUGUUCCUCUUCUUGUUUGGUCUGGCUCUGGGUGCCGUGUCUCCUUCUGAGGAACAUGAAGUGAAGCUACAGCGUGGCAGCUGUCCCAUGUUCUGGUACAGCUUCAACAACCGCUGCUACAAGUACGUCGCCACACGUAUGACCUGGGCUGAUGCAGAGCUCCACUGUGUCUCAGAGGGAGCCAACCUGGUGUCUAUCCACAGUCUGGAUGAAGACAAAUUCGUCAAAUCCCUGAUCAAGAACUUUGACCCUACUCAGGGAUAUAACUGGAUCGGACUGAGCGACACCCAGAAGGAAGGGGCAUGGAUGUGGUCUGAUGGUUCUGCAAUCAACUAUGUCUUGUGGGGGAGUGCAGGACAGCCAGACAACAUUGGAGGAAUUGAACACUGUGUUCACACAAACUAUUACAGAGAUUUUAAAUGGAACGAUUACACAUGCUCUAAUACAUUAUCUUUUGUUUGUGUAUCUCGCACAGUCUGUCCAUAGCAACCAAGAAGAUUAUGUCUGAUUGAACUUUGCACCUGUUGCUCUGUAGUAAUACCUUAAGUCUGAACAACAAAGAUACACGGGCAAGUGUG
Molecule: messenger RNA, 758 nt
Organism: Sebastes umbrosus (honeycomb rockfish)
Lineage: Eukaryota; Metazoa; Chordata; Actinopteri; Perciformes; Sebastidae
Product: lactose-binding lectin l-2-like
Exons: 1
Coding region: 55-666 (203 amino acids)
Molecular function (GO): signaling receptor activity
Source: RefSeq, a predicted model, not a curated record